Messenger RNA from Otolemur garnettii (small-eared galago), 1258 nucleotides. It is a transcript of the gene YPEL2, whose product is annotated as yippee like 2. Bases 389 to 748 code for a protein of 119 amino acids. NCBI's taxonomy places the organism in Eukaryota, Metazoa, Chordata, Mammalia, Primates, Galagidae. The record is from RefSeq and is a predicted model, not a curated record. The transcript has 5 exons.
GGGGGCGCGUCCGUCACGGGGCAGCCCCCGGCCCCGACCGGAGGGAUGCGGAGUGGCGGCCGUGGCAGUGGCGGAGACUGUGGCUUUAAGAGCGCGCCGGGAGCCCGCGGUGCAGCCGGGCGGUCCUCUGCUGCUGCGCAUCCCCGCGGAGCCGGGCCCGGCGCUGGCCGGACGGGGCAGUCUGCCGCCGGGCUGCUGAGAACCAGCCCUAGACCUCUGCUUGAGGGUCCUUCCUCUGAAGACAUCACCAGUGUGUGGAGCCCGCCCCACACCCACCCCCUGCCAAACCACGGCCUUUACCUGUGUCUUCCGGUGUUUCCCGUGCGACCCGUCCUGUGGGAGUGCCUCGUGGGCUGCCCCAGAGUUCACCCCACGAUCAGCGGCGCCAAUGGUGAAGAUGACAAGAUCCAAGACUUUCCAGGCAUACCUGCCCUCCUGCCACCGAACCUAUAGCUGCAUUCACUGCAGAGCUCAUUUGGCCAAUCACGAUGAACUAAUUUCCAAGUCGUUCCAAGGAAGUCAAGGACGAGCGUACCUCUUUAACUCAGUAGUUAAUGUGGGCUGUGGCCCUGCAGAAGAGCGUGUGCUGCUCACAGGCCUGCAUGCAGUUGCAGACAUUUACUGUGAAAACUGCAAAACUACGCUGGGCUGGAAAUAUGAACAUGCUUUUGAAAGCAGCCAGAAAUAUAAAGAAGGCAAAUACAUCAUUGAACUAGCACACAUGAUCAAGGACAAUGGCUGGGACUGAUCGCACCACAUCCACCCAACCCAGUGUCCUCGUGAACGCCACCCAACCGAACAUUCUACCCAAGCGUGAGAGAGUGACUGAACACUUGGUUCCAUCCAUGUAGGGGCCUUGCCAUCUGGGGCAUCCUCCCCCCCGACACCAUCUUUCUGGUGACCGGCCUCUAAAUCACUGUCUCUCUGUCUCUUUGCUUUGUAUCUGUUUGUGAGUUGACCCUGGCUUCUCUCUCUGUCCUAGUGUUGGCUGAAAACAAAACAAUGAAAGGAACAGAUCCUUGACCGCAUUGUGGCAGCCCACCUUGAUAAGGGCCCCCGGUCCUGUGCAAGAGCUGCCUGACGGCCUCUUGUCAGGAGAGCAGUGGCAUGGGGGUGAGAGGAAGAGGGAAAAGGGGGAAACCCUGGGAGUCCUGGGGAUGGGUAGGGGGUGGGAGGGUGGAGGUCGCAACAGAAUUGAGCUGCUCCUGGAGACCUGAUAACUUAGGCUUGAAAUAAUUGUCUUGUCUAAAAGGACAAA